Messenger RNA from Closterium sp. Naga37s-1, 2205 nucleotides. The record is from the annotation of a GenBank genome assembly. NCBI's taxonomy places the organism in Eukaryota, Viridiplantae, Streptophyta, Zygnematophyceae, Desmidiales, Closteriaceae.
AUGUCUGAGAUACCUCAGAAAUUGAGGCCACCAGAGGGCGACAUUGGCUGCGUGUGUCACGAUUCUUUCGCCCUGUCCACCCAAGCCAACUACUGCCACUGGUUCUGUGCGGAGUGCAUUCUGAGGGCGUGGCAUCACAGCUCAGCUCUCGUCCCCUGCAAGUGCCCCAUCUGCCUCAUAUCUCUCCCAUCCCAUCCUCCCCCAUGUCUCGCUGUUGUAUGUUAUGCCCCAACACAAUUACCACAUGCAUUCUACACAGCGGAGUGCAUCCUGAGGGUGUGGCAUCACAGCUCGGCGCUCGUCCCCUGCAAGUGCCCCAUCUGCCGCCGCACCAUCACCCUCCUCCUGCCCUCCCACUCCGUCGAAGCAUCGCCUCCCACCCACACAGCCACACACCCUUUGCCCUCCCCUGAACCUCAACCAUCCGCACCCUCAUUGGAUGACCAGCUAAGGGAAUCAUCUAGGCCUUCUCCCUCAAGCGGUCGUUGCCUUGAUCAGAGGCCUUCUCCCUCUGAUCCAUCUAAGCCCUCUCUCGCUGAUCCACCCAGACCCUCUUCGGAGCAGCAAACAGAAUCGCAAAGAGCAUUUCCUUCUGAACCUGUGGAAAACCAGCAGAGAGAGUCACUUAGGCCCUCUCCCUCCAGUUCUGAGCAGCAGCAGGAGCCGCAGCAAGAGGAGGGGUACCGGCAGCAGCAGCAGCCAGAAUUAGCAGCAGGGGAAGCAAGGAAUUCGAACAUUGCCGGUGCAGCUGCUCCUGAGCCUUCAGAUUCAGACCGUCUUUCUGACGGCGCCCUGCCUCUCUCCCCGGAGCAUUCUUUGGAGCUGCUGAGGGAGGUGGCCCGAUACAAUCGGCUCUUUGGAGGCGUGCCCGUGUCGCUGUGGCAGCUGCUGAGGGAGGUGGCUCGCUACAACCGGCUCUUUGGAGGGGUGCCCGUGUCGCUCUGGCAGCACUCUGUUGAGCUGCUGAGGGAGGUGGCUCGCUACAACCGCCUCUUUGGAGGGGUGCCCGUGUCGCUGUGGCAGGUAAACUGGGAGGUGGCUCGCUACAACCGCCUCUUUGGAGGGGCGCCCGUGUCGCUGUGGCAGCCCAUCCUGGGUACGCCUCUGCUCCUCUCUCGGCUUGCUCGCAACCUCUCUGACCCGCUCAGGGCUCUCCUCAUGGCUGUUACCAACUCCCUCCCCCUACCUCUUUCCACCCCUUCCCACCACUCCCAACAUCUCCUGAUCUCUUUCCCAUCCAUUCCCACCCCUCGUCACCACUCUGCAGCGCAUCCUGGACAUGCCGCUGCUUCUCUCUCGACUCGGUCGGGACCUGACCGACCCGCUAAGGGCCCUCCGUUUGCUGCACAACGCGCGAAUGGUGUUCUGUACGAUCUGCUCCUCCUCCUCCUCUGCCUCGCCUUCCACCUCUCCCUCGUCUACUGCGACCCUGUGCUCUUUCUCACUGUGCUCUUUCUCACUGUGCUCUUUCUCACUGUGCUCUUUCUCACUGUGCUCUUUCUCACUGUGCUCUUUCUCACUGUGCUCUUUCUCCCUGUGCUCUUUCUCCCUGUGCUCUUUCUCACUGUGCUCUUUCUCACUGUGCUCUUUCUCACUGUGCUCUUUCUCACUGUGCUCUUUCUCACUACGACUUGCUUCUCCUCCUCUGCCUUAUCUAACGCCACCCUUCUCACCUAUGUGUCUGCCCUUUCCCAUGCCUUCUCUCCUCCUUGUUCUCCCUCUGCUCCCUCCUUCCCACCAGUCGCCAUGGGAAUCGUCGGCCUGUUAGACGAUUUCCUCCUCCUCCUCUGCCUCGCCUUCUACCUCUCCCUCAUCUACCGCCACGCUGUCCUCGCAGCAGCCUCUGUCCUCCCCGCCGCCCCCGUCCGCUCCAUCCCUUUUACAAGGCUCUUCGCUACACGAGAUGAUGCAGGGGCAGUGCAUGGAGGGGAGGGGGGAGGGGCCAGGUGGAGGGUAGCCUCUGUCCUCCCCGCCGCCCCCGCCCGCUCCAUCCCUUUUACAAGGCUCUUCGCCACUCGUGAUGGUGCGAGUGGUGGAGGGCAGAGGCACGAGGGAGGAUCGGAGGGUGGGGGAGGGCAGAGACACGAGGGAGGUUUGGAGGGUGGGGGACGGGUGUGGAGAGGUGGGGGAGGGGAGAGUGUAUUCGGAAAUGUGAUGGCCUAUGGGGACGAUGCCGGGGGUUUGAGAUGGGGAAUGAAUCUCUGA